AUGUCAGGACCCUACGACCAAUACAACCAAGGCUAUCAACAGUACCCACCUCAAGGCCAGGGCUACCAACAGCAACAAGGCUAUGAGCAGGGCGGUUAUCAACAGCAAGGCUACCCAGCCCACCAACAAUAUGGCCAGCAACAACAAGGCUAUGGCGCGCCCCAGGGCCAGUACGGCGCACCUGCGCAUGGCGGCUUCCAGCACGGUCAACAAGUAACGCCGUACGGUCAGCAACAGCAAGUUGGUUAUACGCAACAAUCACAGUACCCUGGUCCUCAAGCUCACAACCAAUUCCCUCAACAAGGGGCAUACAGCCAAGACCAAUACCCUCAAGGCCAGAAUGCAAACGGCCAGCAUUACGGUUCAACCGAUCCCAGUACACAGGCUGAGGGUGACCGAGGCCUUAUGGGCGCCCUGGGAGGCGGCGCAGCGGGCUACUUUGGAGGCAAGAAGUUGGCAGGCCAUGGCAUCAUCGGUGCUCUAGCAGGCGCAGUCAUGGGUUCCAAGCUCGAGGACAAGCACAAGAAGAAGAAGCAAAGCACCAAAUGGUGA
This is a messenger RNA of Plenodomus lingam JN3, 552 nucleotides long. RefSeq lists its product as uncharacterized. The record is from RefSeq and is a predicted model, not a curated record. Lineage: Eukaryota; Fungi; Ascomycota; Dothideomycetes; Pleosporales; Leptosphaeriaceae.